AUGAGGAGCCCAACUUACUUUGAAGACACACUACAGGAAGCUCGCCUUUCAAAGAAAGCUUUAGAGAAAAAAGAAUCUGCCGACGUUUGUGUUAUCGGGGCCGGCUUAGCUGGGCUUAAUGUAGCACUUUCUUUGGUCGAAUUAAACAAAAACGUCGUUGUUUUAGAAGAACACCGAGUUGGAGAUAGUGCAAGUGGAAGAAAUGCUGGCAUGGUGUGCUCUGGUUUUCAGAGAGAACCUCUUGAGAUUAUGCAACUAAUUGGUUACGAAGUACAGUUAAAUAAUAGUGUUACAGUUAUUGCUUACUUAUAUAUUUAUAAAAGUUAUUUUAAUAAGAAAGCCAAGACUCUUUGGAGCUGGGCCUCUGAAGCCCGUGAUCUCAUCCUCUACCGCGUUCAUAAGCUUAAAAUUAAUUGUGGAAUUGAGAAAAGCGGCCAGCUUACUUUAUCCUGUUAUCCAGGAGUUAUUACUUCAAACUUAGUUUCACUUAUUAAUAGAAAUUUUGGAACCUCUUUUAAGUUUUGGACCAAGGAAGAAGUUCGGGCCAUUUAUAAAUCCACCUUUUACCACAGUGGGUUGUAUGACCCAGACUCUUUUUCGUUGCACCCUUUGAAUUACGUCUUGGGCUUAGCGAGGGCAUGCGAAUCCGAAGGCGCAAGGAUUUACGAAGAAAGCAAGGCUAUAGAAAUUAGGCAGAACAGUCAACCAGGCCGCCCUUGGGUAGUCUGUACACCUCAUUCCUCCGUUGAGUGUGACUACGUAGUUUUGACUAAAAGUUUCAGUGUAGAUUUUUCAUGUAAUACGAAAUUUGAGCGCUCACUUGCGUCUUGUUACACUUAUAUUAUGGUGACGGAGCCUUUGGGGAAAAGAAUUCGUGAGAUCUGUGGGCCCCACCCAGUUUGUGACGAUCGAUUGUCGUUGAGUUAUUAUCGUAUUCUGCCCGACUCACGAUUACUAUGGGGAGGACUGGCCUGCGCUUUUCCUAUAAAAUCUACACAGAAACAAAUUAAGCUCUUACGUCAAGAUAUGCUCCAGGCUUAUCCUCAACUUGAAGAUAUUAAGAUCGAUUACGUUUGGGGAGGCAAGUUGGCUUUUGGUUGGGAUUUAAUGCCGUUAAUCCAGGAAAAGAAUGGGAUAUGGCAAGUAUCCGGCUUUGGAGGUCACGGCUUGAUACCAACUACCUUAUGCGGAUCUCUUGUUGCUUGCGCAAUUUCCUCCAACUAUGCGGACACCAGGUGGAAAAUAUUAUCGGAAAGCUUCCAACCUAAAUAUACUGGCUGGCCUUUUACAACUUUUUGGACCUUCUUGUACUUAAAAGCCUUUCAACUCCGAGAUUAUUUUGUUUUUAAGUUCCAAAAGAGGGACUGA
This is a messenger RNA of Zophobas morio, 1368 nucleotides long. Its product is annotated as probable oxidoreductase OrdL. The record is from RefSeq and is a predicted model, not a curated record. The transcript is spliced from 3 exons. Lineage: Eukaryota; Metazoa; Arthropoda; Insecta; Coleoptera; Tenebrionidae. The coding region runs from base 1 to 1368 and encodes 455 amino acids. Gene Ontology annotation, molecular function: oxidoreductase activity. Gene Ontology annotation, cellular component: cytoplasm.